This is a messenger RNA of Racocetra persica, 517 nucleotides long. NCBI's taxonomy places the organism in Eukaryota, Fungi, Glomeromycota, Glomeromycetes, Diversisporales, Gigasporaceae. The record is from the annotation of a GenBank genome assembly.
ACCUACUAGUAAAUAUUCUUAUAAUCAGCCAAGCUAUACUGAUGACGUUAAUAAUGUCUCAUCUAAUGGCACUGUUGAAGAAUCAACGCUUAUUCAAACUCCAGAUGAUAAUACAAAUUUAUUUUCAUUAUUUAGUACUUCUAUUUUAGCUGUAUAUUUUAUGCUAACAGGGGAUUCAAGUUCAGUUUCAUCAUGGGGUUUAAAAAAUAAUUGGGCUUUAGCAUUUUUCUUAAUAUUAUCCGAAAUUGAACUUUUCUGGAUGUUACCCUAUCAAAGAAGAAAGAACAGUUGGUUUCCCGAAAUUUUAUAUUAUGAAGUCUCGGUUAAUGAGCUUAAAAAAUAUGUGAAAGAGGUUGAAGAUAAAGAAAAUUUGCUUCCUGCAAUUUUGGAAAUUUGUAAUAUUAAAGAUUCUAAAGACGAGUUGAAAGAGUUGAAAAAGCAAAUAAGUGAGGCAUUAAAUAAAAUUGAUAAAAUAGAUGAUAAAUUAAUUGAGCUUAUGGAAAAGAAGAAUCAAUGA